Lynx canadensis (Canada lynx) is the source of this 4911-nucleotide messenger RNA. RefSeq names its product CNKSR family member 3 (gene CNKSR3). The transcript is spliced from 12 exons. The record is from RefSeq and is a predicted model, not a curated record. Gene Ontology annotation, biological process: regulation of signal transduction. NCBI's taxonomy places the organism in Eukaryota, Metazoa, Chordata, Mammalia, Carnivora, Felidae. Gene Ontology annotation, cellular component: membrane; cytoplasm. Bases 7 to 1371 code for a protein of 454 amino acids. Gene Ontology annotation, molecular function: protein binding.
GCAAUAAUGGACUUCUGCCUUCUUUUGGUAGGGCUAGAUGAUUGCCUGCAGCAGUAUGUUCACAAGUUCGAACGGGAGAAGAUAAACGGAGAGCAGCUGCUGCAGAUUUCCCAUCAGGAUCUUGAAGAGCUGGGGGUCACGCGAAUUGGACACCAGGAACUCGUGUUGGAGGCUGUCGACCUUCUCUGUGCACUGAAUUACGGCCUUGAAACCGAUAAUAUGAAGAACUUGGUUCUGAAACUGCGAGCAUCUUCUCACAACUUACAGAAUUACAUAAGUAGCCGGCGGAAAAGUCCGGCUUACGAUGGGGACACUUCCCACAAGCCCCCCAACGAACUCCUGACCUCUGUGGUGGAGCUAAUCGGUGCUGCUAAGGCCUUGUUAGCUUGGCUGGACCGGGCUCCAUUUACAGGGAUCACCGAUUUCUCAGUAACGAAGAACAAGAUCAUUCAGCUCUGCCUAGACCUGACCACUACAGUCCAGAAGGAUUGCCUUGUAGCAGAAAUGGAGGAUAAAGUUUUAGCCGUAGUCAAGGUUUUAAAUGGCAUCUGUGACAAAACAAUACGAUCUGCUACAGAUCCUGUUAUGAGCCAGUGUGCGUGUCUGGAGGAAGUUCACCUGCCAAACGUUAAGCCUGGGGAAGGCCUGGGCAUGUACAUCAAAUCAACCUAUGAUGGAUUGCACGUGAUUACUGGAACCACCGAGAAUUCUCCUGCAGACAGAUCUCAGAAGAUUCAUGCUGGUGAUGAAGUCAUUCAGGUUAAUCAGCAAACUGUGGUGGGAUGGCAGCUGAAAAAUCUGGUGAGGAAGUUGAGGGAGAAUCCUACUGGCGUCGUAUUACUGCUUAAGAAGCGUCCCACGGGCUCUUUCAACUUUACCCCUGCCCCCCUGAAAAACCUACGGUGGAAACCACCACUGGUGCAGACCUCACCUCCACCCACGACAACCCAGUCCCCUGAAAGCACAAUGGAUACCUCGCUGAAGAAGGAGAAGCCCGCCAUCUUGGAUCUUUAUAUUCCUCCUCCACCAGCCGUUCCCUACUCGCCCCGGGAUGAGAACGGGAGUUUUCUUUAUGGAGGAUUCAGUAAGUGUAAACAGCCCUUGCCUGGACCUAAGGGCUCGGAGUCCCCAAAUUCCUUCUUGGACCAGGAGAGCCGAAGACGGAGAUUUACCAUCGCUGAUUCUGAUCAGUUGCCCGGGUAUUCGGUGGAAACCAAUAUUCUGCCCACAAAAAUGAGAGAGAAAACACCGUCUCAUGGCAAGCCCCGGCCUUUGUCCAUGCCUGCAGACGGGAGCUGGAUGGGGAUCGUGGACCCUUUUGCCAGACCUCGAGGUCAUGGGAGGAAGGCUUUCUUCAGCAAAACUGUGUAGGAAAACAAAAUCUGCGCAUUGGCCCGUGUCCUGUUUGGCUGAAUGACUUCCGCCUCUCAUCCCCAGUUUCAAGUGGUACCCCCAAACUAUUUCUGUGUCUCAUGUGGUUAGAAGAAAAAGAAUCAUGUAGAACGGUACCCAUUUUGAAAAUUUUCAUGAGAAGGAACUCUUUACAUAAAUAUGAAAUGAGUAGAUUGUGUAUUGCCUUUGCAGAAGCUGAAAAAGACUGUCCUUGGAUGCCUUUUCCAACUAAUGCUGUGGUCGCCGGGAGAAACCGUGGGAGGGACACCAGGGCUGGAAGAUGAUCUUUAGGCCCGGCUUUCAUCUGUUUUAUGGAGUUGUGUCUGACUUUCAGCCAUCUGGGCAUGUGCAGUGUAUCAGCCAAAGGGUCAGCACACACACUAACAGAUGCUUAGCCAAUAUAGACACAGUGGUUGUGGAUAUUGUUUCUGGAAGAACUUUCGUGAAUUGCCCUGAUUGCCCAUGAGUCUCAGUUCAUUUACCUGUGACGUGGGACUGGGGUGGGACUGUGAAUUUUACACACACAUUUCACAGUGAAUUUCCCAGCCCCUUUGGUGUCUCUCUUGUGUUUGCGCCUCUCCUCUGUUAGGGGAACCAUGUGAACGUAUGGCUGUUCGCCCAUGUUAAAUAAAAACCUACAUAAUCAGCAGUCCACACAAUUCAACUACUACUUUGCAAAAGCCCCAAGGAAAGAGAUCAUACUUUUCCCCCUUCUUUCUCUUUCUAGCAAAACUCAAUUCUCUUCUGUACCCUGUGUCACAGCGGUAUUUUGUACUAAUUAUCCCCCUCCCUGGAAUUCUCACUACCCUGAACACCUAAUGUUCACCCCCAACUGUGAUUAUACUCAUCUGUUUAUUUCCUAGGAAAUAAUCCAUUGAAUUCCUAGGAAAAAAUAUAAGACAAUCACGGUGGAUUGACUGAAUUGGCAUUUUAGAGUAUUUGUGCUCGUGGCAAUGCCAGUGGGUGGACAAGCAUUGCCCAUGGGCAUUCAGAUCAGAUGAGCAGUUAAAAAAAAAAAGAAAGAAAGAAAAACCAAAGCAAACAACAACAAUAAAAACUGGAACCUGAUCUUUGGAGUAAAGAAUCAAAUCAAGACCUUUCAAGCUUUGCUUCUCCUUUUGCUCUUAGGGCAUUUAAAUAAAUGGAAGAACAUUGAAGCAAAUCUUGUUUAGAGUAGUACAUUUUACUUGGAAGUGCCUUUUUCAGACUUCUCAAUGAAGGGAUGCCACUGAAAUGCCCCCUUAGAGUGUAUUCAAUGAUGUGAAUUGAAUUCUAGACUUUAGACAACAUAAAAUACACACGUCGAGGUGUAAGGUUUGGUUUGUGUGUUGGUUUUAACUAACAACGAGUUAAUUUUAGCUAAGACUCUUCUCACACCCCUUAAUUAGCUCUUACUUUCAGAUUCUUAAAUCCUGAGAAUGGAUUCAUCCUUCCAGAUCCAAUCACUGGCGUGAGUCCCAAAUUCAUCCCUAUGAGGCUUUCUUUGAUCCUACUCUGGUCAUAAUUAAUUGGUCUCUCCUGUUUUCUAUAACAUUGAAUCAUCUUGUUAGAUGUUUGGCUCUCCAGAUUGGAUUAUUAGCCCUUCUAAAGCAGAGUCUGUCUAACUCACAUGGUAGGCAGUAGAGCAAAUAUUAUUGAAGUAACUAGAUGGAAAAAUUAAUGACUAUAAAGUCAGAAAAAAAUUAGGAAAAAUUAUUAACGUUUUCUGUAAUGUAAAAUUUCAUUACAUUGGCUCUCGUUCUAAAGGAAAACAUUAUACCAGGUGUCAGAACUCAAUCGUAUUUAUAGGAAGAAUAAACCCAGGUUGUCAACAACAGCUUCUUUGGUUACAGGAUUACAGGAACUGCUGAGAACGUAAGCUCUCAGAAGUCUACAGAGGACUCAUUUAAGACUCAUACAGGCAGUUUCAAAUUAGGCAUAGAAAAAUGAAUAGUUGGAGAGUAGGGGCCAAAGAACGCUCCUAUAAACUUAGGUAAGGCCAGGGACCAUUCCGGUUUUAUGACGUUUUGUCAAAGGAGAGUGUUUUGGACCUGAGAAAGCCAAGUGUGUAAAUAGGAAAGCUGUUGAGUAGACAGUGUAUAUUCCUAAGGGCCUUCAUCUCGAGGGGGUGAGUGAAGCACUCCUGAGAACAUUGUUGCUGUGGUUUACAGACAACCAACACGGUUGCUAUCAUCUGAGACUGUGGGAGUGUGGUUUUACAGUAACGUCCUUCGCUCAUGGUGACACUGGGCUCGCCUGGGUCUGUGGGGUUCUACUUUACUGCUCUAUGAAAACAAACAGGAAUUCUGCUCCCCCAGGAACCUACACUGAAAAGAUAAGUAGCAGGAGAUGUUCAACUAUGAUGCAGUUCAACAAAGGAAAAGAAAAUUGAAGAAAUAUCAGAUACUUAAAUAAAUAAAUAAAUAAACAAACAAACAAGUCCUUUGCAAAUCAGUUAAUGAUGAGGAUUACUGGGCCUCUUUCUGGUUGCAUUUCCCCCGAGAAUACAUCUGGGCACUUUUUUCAAAAGCACUCUCGCAGAAUUAACUGAAAAUGUGGACUAUACUCAUUAUAUGGGAAAUGGGAUUGAAUUCUAUUCUUGGCAAUGGAAAAUCCUUGGGGCACGCAAAUGGCAAUGCUCUGCUUUUGUUUUUUUCCCUUGCAUGGGGAGCCCUUGUCCUGAGUACCCCAGGAACCCCUGCCCCCCGCUCUGUGGGCCUUUCUUCUUCUUGCCCUUUUUACCUUUGGCCCCCCGCUCUGCUCUUUUGCCCUUUGUUUCCCUGAUGCAGCUGCAAUGGGAGAAAACACACCACAUUUAUUUGGCAGUUAGGGAAAUGAGCAACCCAAUCCAGCCCAUGCAGCUUCAUAAAUGUGGAGUCUCAACACAGUCUUCUGAACAGUGUGGGGAGAUGAAAACGCCCUGGCAAGGAGUUAAAAGCAGAGGUGAGCAGCUACCUGAUGGCUUCCCCAGAGUUUGGGGAGGAACCGUUGUGGAGACUUUCCGCUGCUUCUUUGUUUUCCAUUUCAUCGAUUUCUGCUCUUUUAUUUUCUCCGUCACUCCAUUUCCUUUGGGUUUAUUCUGGCUUGUUUUGUUCUUUAAUGCUUAUGUUAGGUUCAUGCUGAAACAGUUCAAGUAUUUCAGUGACUCAACACACAAAGGGUUUAUGUGAUCUUCAUGCAGAGUCCACUGUGGAUGCUCAGGUUGGGCAACUCUCCGUGACAGCCUCCCUUUGACCAGUGACUCAAGGACUCAGGCUACUCUUCUGUUAUGGACUCUCCAACUUGGGGCGUUAUCUGCCUGGUAGGUUGAGGUGCAGGACCUGUGAAAGUGAAGCUGCAGAAACCAACUUAGCCUAGAAGUGAUGAUCACGGCCACCCUCGCUGCAAGUGAGGAUGGGAAAGGGAUAUCGGUGAAGAGUAGUAGUUUCUGCCAUGUUUCUUAAGUUGGGUACUUAGCUCAUUAAUAUACGACUCCUAAAAUACUAGUACUUAAGACUGUAAGUUUCCCUUGAAACAUCACUUUUGCUGUAUUUCACAAGG